Molecule: messenger RNA, 607 nt
Organism: Lactuca saligna
Lineage: Eukaryota; Viridiplantae; Streptophyta; Magnoliopsida; Asterales; Asteraceae
Source: the annotation of a GenBank genome assembly
AAGAGAUUGAAGGAAAACAACCAACAAUGUACAAGAGUAAGCUCAACGAAUUCUGCCAGAAGAACGGAUGGCGAAACCCAAAGUAUUCCUGCAUCAAAGAUGGCCAAGAACAUACACCACUUUUCAAAGCUUCUGUUCUCGUCAAUGGUGAAACUUUUACUUCCCUAUCCGUCUUCAAAUCUUCCAAAUCCGCUCACAAUGAUGUAGCUUCACUAGCUCUCUCUCACUUCACAACUUCUUCUCGAGAGUUAAGCAAGAAUAUCGAGUUAUGUUUGCCGGUUUUACCAGAAGAAAAAGCCAUGGCAACUGCAUCUCUUCCUAGUGAAACAACCCUUUCAAUUAAUAAGGAGACUAAUUCGAAAAAGUUUAAGGAGAGUUACUUGAUAUGCAAUAAAGUGAGAGUGCACACAUCUAUUCCUACUACGGUGUUGCCUAAUGGAACUGUGAUGCUUCCCAUUGGAGAAGACAAAUGGACGGUUGUGAGCUUGGAAUCUGUGUAGCUAUAAUCGUUAUGUAAAUCAUAUGCUUGAAUGCAUAAGAUAUUAAGUAUUUAUUGCCCUAUUUGUUUAAGCAUCCAUGACUUGGUAAUGAUAUUUUUAAUAGAAAC